AUGUUGGAAAGAAGAUUACCAACCUCUCUGGAACAUCUGUCUUACUUGUCCCUUGCUCAAAACAAAAUUUCUGGUCCCAUUCCAUCAUCGAUAGGGGAGAUGUCAUAUUUGAAAUUCUUUGAUGUUUCAAAAAAUCAAUUAACCGGUCAAAUUCCAUUGUCUAUAGGGGAUUUAUCAUCUUCGGAGUUCUUUGAUGUUUCAGAAAAUGAAUUAAAUGGUACUUUUCCUCCAUGUUUUGGACAGCUGAAAAGUUUGGAAACUCUGGGUUUUGGGUAUAAUCUAUUUGAAGGAGUUGUAUUAGAAACCUACUUUUCUAAUCUCACAAGAUUGACAGCUCUGAGGGCAUCACAAAAUAGACUUAGAUUUGAACCAAACUCAAGCUGGAUUCGCCCAUUUCAAUGUCACACUAUUGAAUUGGGUCACUGGCAUCUUGGCCCAAAGUUUCCCCAGUGGUUAAAAUUCCAAAAGAAAUUGUCUACUAUGGAUAUCUCUGAUGCAGGAAUUUUAGAUGUCUUGCCCACUUGGUUUUUGAACCUUCCCAUUCAGUUUGAUUCUUUAGAUCUUUCCUAUAAUCAACUUCGUGGAGAGGUUUCAUAUUUGACUGUAACAUUCUCUAUUGACUUGAGUUCAAACCGCUUUACAGGUCCAUUGCCAAGAUUAGUUUCAAAUUUAAGAUAUUUAUUUUGGUCAAAUAAUUCAUUUUCUGGAUCCCUUUCUGAAUUAAUUUGUAAUCCAUCGUUAACGAGGAUUCGAGCUAUUGACAUUGAAACAAAUCUACUCAUUGGAGAAAUUCUAGAUUGUUGGAAUCAUUGGGGAAGUUUAGCUAAUUUAAAUUUGGGAAGCAAUAAUUUGAAGGGUAAAAUCCCACCUUCUUUAGGGCAUAAAAAUCUUGUAGUGCUAAACCUUCAAAACAAUAGCAUGUUUGGAGAAUUGUCAUCCACAUUGCAAAAUUCUACAAGAUUGAUUAUGCUUGAUCUUAGUGAAAAUCAUUUCAAUGGAAAUGUACCUGCAUCGAUUGGUGAAAAGAUCUCGAACCUUGUGGUUCUAAGCCUUCGAUCAAAUAACUUUGAUGGUCAUAUUCCUUACAAAAUUUGUGAUCUUCACUAUCUUCAAAACUUGGACCUUGCCCACAACAACAUUUCAGGAGUUAUUCCAAAAUGUUUCAAUAAUUUAAGUGCAAUGGCCACAAAAUACAAAACCAAUAAAAAAGUUUAUGGGGUGUAUUCAGUUGUUUACUCAUUUUAUUUGAGUGCAUUAUUGGUGUUGAAAGGAAGAGAGGAUGAAUAUGGUACCACACUAGGACUUGUUACCAACAUGGACCUUUCAGCUAACAGUCUCACAGGAGAGAUUCCCAAAGAAAUUGGUAGUCUCGUUGGACUAUUGUCUUUAAAUUUUUCAGGGAAUCUCCUAACAGGAAAUAUACAAGACAACAUUGGCAACAUGGAGUUAAUGGAAUCUCUUGAUGUUGAAAAGUCAAUUAAAGGGUGA
This is a messenger RNA of Gossypium arboreum, 1488 nucleotides long. Its product is annotated as receptor-like protein EIX2. Bases 1 to 1488 code for a protein of 495 amino acids. The record is from RefSeq and is a predicted model, not a curated record. Gene Ontology annotation, molecular function: protein binding. The transcript has a single exon. Lineage: Eukaryota; Viridiplantae; Streptophyta; Magnoliopsida; Malvales; Malvaceae.